GUUUGCUCCAGCUAUGCAGCAAUUAUUGACAUUAUCAACACCUCUCCUAUCCUAUAUGAACAGGAUACAGCAAAAGCUGUAUAAAAGUAGUAGCUAGUUUUGGAGGUGAUACAAUUAUUUGCAAGCUUCAUGUACACUGUGCUCUCUGAGGUGGCAUGAAGACAGCUGCAUUCAUAUUUGGCGUCUUGUUCCUGUGGUCAUGGCAACCAGCCAGCGCACAGAUAAUGUGUCUAGGCCUGAGCGACCCAGCCAACGGUACUAUCUCCUUCUCUCAAGGUGUGAUGGUGGGAUCCAUGGCAACGUACACCUGUCACUACCCCUUUAUACUGAGCGAGAACAAUAAUCAGACGUGUGAGGCGAGUGCAGUUGGUGCAGUGUGGUCCGGGAGCCAACCAACAUGCACUUUCCCCGACUUCAAUAACGCUACGAUACGCUUUGAACGUUCUAACUACACCGUCAUGGAGAAUGGUAGUGUCGAGGUAUGCAUUGCUGUUUACAGUGGAUUUGUCGGCAGUCCCUUCAACAUCUGGUAUCACAGGAGAUUUUUUGGUAUUACUAUUUGGUUCCAUAUUACUCUCCCGUACGGAUUGGUGACUGGAGACAUAGCGUGCAGUGAUCUGUCCGUUGCCAAUGACGACCUUCUCGGCAAUAACAUGACGAUCACAGUACCUCUUGAGAUUCCAGAGAAUGUGACAGGUGUUACUGCUGAGAGUAACACCACUUUCUCGCUGUUCUUCAUCGAUAACGACGGCCCCGAUGUGGAUGAGUGUGCUAUGGGCAUUGAUAACUGUGACUCUAACGCUGAGUGCAUGAAUACAGACGGCAGCUUCAACUGUACCUGUAACCCUGGAUACACAGGAGACGGAUUACUUUGUAGUGAUAUCGACGAGUGUGCUACCAACACGGACAACUGCAAUGAGAAUGCUCUGUGUACAGACGUUGAGGGAAGUUUUGAGUGUGUGUGCAAUACUGGCUUCAAUGGAGAUGGCGUGUCGUGUGCAAUACCUGCAACAGUUGAUGCAGUUAGUUUCUACUUCAACUACUAUGACGUGUACGUGUACUUCUACUUGAGUAACUUGGUGGAGAAUCCGUUUUUGAAUAAUGGUGACUUUAACAGACAGUUUGAUCGUACGUCUGAUGUACCGUGCUUUUUGAACGAGCUUGUUUUCAGGAAUACAAACACUAACGAAACAUUCCAGGCUGAUUACCCGGGGUUUUGCUCUUCGUACAGUAACAAUUUCAUUUUUAUCCGCAUGAAUCAUAGAGAUUAUCUCAAGCUGGUUUUGGAUGGGUUUAUCAGUACAACCUCUACUACUCCCUUGGAAAUGUACACUGCAGAUAUGCUUGGAGCUCCUUUCAACCUUCACAUAGAACCAAAUGACGCAAUCGAGUUCAACGUGAUAAUGAAUUUUUACUCUUACGUAGGUAUUACUGAUCUUGAUUAUUGGAUCGAUGAGGGAAUUCUUUUGAUUCAUUUCCGUACUUUAAUUGACGUAGCUACAGUAAAUCCCAGCAAGCUGUCACUCUUUCGCAAUUAUGAUCGGAGCAACGCUGUUAGCAUUACGGGUGGUGAAGUACUGAACCAGUCUCCUGGCCUAGCAAGAUCUGUGGCUAUCCGACUGACUUCUGAUGAUCUAGAUAUUCUUGCAUGCAGAGGAAUAUGCACGGGAAAUGAUCUGAUUUUCAAUCAAGCCUGUUACCUUGGCGUAGAAUCAGAAUUUGCUACAGGGUAUUUUGGAGUGGAGGUUUCUCCCACUACUGGCUAUCGAGUCAAUAACAUCCGGAGAGCUCCCACAGAUUUUGAGCCAGUGACUAUGUCUAUUCAGCUGGAGUAUAUCGAUGGAUUGAUUUUCAAUUUGACGCUCGGUCUAGGUCAGCCCUUCACAGUUCGAUAUGAUGUUGGCGAAAGAAUUAUCAGUGUGAUGUGCACAAGCAGGAACACUAGCCAUAUGAACCCAAUGCUGGACAUUGACAAUGGUGCAGUGUCUAUUCCACCGAACUACAUCCAGAAUGACUGGCCCAACUCCACAACCUUGAAUGCACCCUGGGGGCUAGCUGAGUCUGGUUUGCAAGGUUACCACACGUGCAGGACAGAGGGAGACACUUUCCUCAGCCAUAUGCAUCACCUUCUACAUCCCAACGGUAAUUACAUCUUUUUCUACAACGACACCUCCAUUUCGGUUGAUAUAUAUGAAGAUAUCGUACUCCGCUUUGCACAUUCAGGAAAUUUUGAGUUUAAUUGGUUCCAAUUGUUUACCAAUGAAUACAAUAGGGCACCUUUUAACUUCCGUUUUGAAAUAAACACUCCAUUUCCAUACCAUGCUGAAUUGCACAUCGCCAGGACACGGUUUAACUAUGCGGGAGAGUACUUUAUCUAUUACAAUUCUCACCUAUGGCCAAACAUCAUCAUCGAUGUCAAUGCCCUCAAACUCACUCUCUACCCACCGGUCCUGACUGUGCUCAGCUCUGACCCUCCCGAUACAACCGCCUCUCUCACUUGUACCUCCAGUAAUUCAAAUGUUCCUGUGAUGUUCCCUGGAAACCACACCUCACUGGGCAUCACGUCUACCUACCUAGAUGACACCAAAACCUCUGUGAGAUUGGAUUUUGAGCUAAACGAAAGCCUUAUUGGCAUGCUAGAGGGGAUGAAGUUCAUCUGUGAGGCCAGGGAUCCAGAUAAUUUUAACUCCAUUGUGUCAACAGCCAGUUCCACCUUCAGAAAAGUGUCAGCUCCUCUGUCCAUCUAUGCAAUUGAGCCCGACAGUAGUCGUAAUCAAGUUAUGGAUGGUGCAAUGAUCAAUACAGCCAGCUCGUUUGAAUGCCUGUGGUAUAUCAAUUCCACACAAACGGAUAUUGAAGUUAUCACUGAGACCUUGUUCUGGAGAAUCAAUCUGGAGUCCCAAGAAGAAAUGGAGUUCACUUCAGACGUUAGUGUUGAAGAUUAUAUAGUCACUACACUCGAGAAUGGAAUCACUCUGAAUAUUCUCGGCAGUUUCCGUGGAAACGUUUCGUGCAUCUAUGGCAAUGACAGUUUAAGGGUCAAUGUUGUCACUAGAGCUCCGGUGUCGGGUGUAGACUUCAUUCCUCCUAUCUUCCCCGAAGAUGCUGUGGAAUUGUUUGAUAGUGAUGAUGGAUGUUCACAGCGGAUUUACUCGAGUACAGGUAUUCCUUUUGGAGCCGCAACACACCAAUACGUUCAUGUCUGCACGAAUGGCAUGCUGACUGUUGGCACUCCCCCACUCUUUCUCGGUACAGCAUCGGAACGAUUCCCCACAUCUGAUAUCAGGAUCAGCCAAUCAAAUUUGCUCGCUCCAUUCUGGAAUGACCACGACAACCGUGACUUCACCUCUAGUGUAAGGUACAGAGUGUACAAUGAUGCUGGUGGUGACACCGAUAGUUUUAUAAAUAUCGUGAGCUCUUUCAUAUCAAACCGUAUCGAUGCUGAAAUAUUUGGUACAUUUGUUCCCACUUGGAUGCUAGUAGCCUCCUGGAGGGACGUUCCUCCGUACCCCUACACUGCAAUAGACAGAGGAAAAAAUUCGUUCGAAGCCAUUAUCAUAACUGAUGGUGUAGUAACCUUUGCUGUCUACACGUAUAACUGUGAUGAUCUGCAAUGGGGUCAGUCGCAGGAUGGUGACUAUUCUACCAUCGGCUACAACAUCAAUCCAGCCUCGUUUUUUGGUAGUGAUCCCCAAAAUUUGUCUGCUUUCCAAGAUCAUCGUAUUUCAAAUCUUCCCAUGAGCGAGAUGGUUGCAUGUUCAAGCCUUGUUAGAGGAUCACGUUAUCAUAAUGAAGUGUAUUUAGUCGGCCAGUCUAGAGAUACCACGCAAUUGGCACGUGCAGAAUGUACCAGCUCUAUCAACAACGAUACCUUGUAUGGUAACAUAAUCAUUAGAAGUACAGUAAGGGAUGGAUGCCCUUGCAACUUGGCUCAAGCUUCAAGAGACUUUGCCUUUAGUUUUAUUGGUGUAUUUCAGUUAACAUUGGACCCUGUGUACGCUGAUCAGUUCUGUUAUACUCCAAGAUUCUCUCAGAUCAACACCAUUCUCUGUUGCUAUAGUCAAAACAGUGGAGCUCUCAACAAUGUUGGUGGUAUCAGUGGAGUGGUGGCGUACAGUCCUAGCUUCUUCCCAAGAGAGUUCCUUGAUAACGAUUACAACUUACGUCGCAAAUGCAGCAUAGGAGGUGCAAUUGACACACUGUACAGGACUAGAAGACCUCCAGUGACCUGUGCCAUUUAUCAGCCUCCAAGAAGAACUUUCUGUAGUGGUGAUCCUCAUCUCACGAAUCUUGAUGGAACUAAGUUCACAUUCAACGGUUGGGGAGAGUACAUUCUACUGGAGUUGGAGACUGAUAACACCACAUUCUGGGUGCAAGCUCGUAUGCAUCCACUCGUAGAUUCUAAUGCUACUGAACUAGGUGGUUUCGCUUUUGCUAUGAGCAGGGAUACUCCUGUAGAAAUUCGCCUGAAUGCAACUAGACAGCUUGAUAUUCUGAUCAGUGGUGAAGAUGUAACGGACCAACUGGUCAACGUAAGCUCUUCUAUAUCCACUGACUUCUACUCUGUGUCUCGAAGCAGUUCCAAUUCCAUUUUGGCCACGUUCCCGAAUGGAAUGGGAUUAAUGGUGACUCUCUCGAGCAUGCUCACCUUCACAGUCAUCAUCCCUGAUGCCUUCCGUGGACUAACUAGAGGAAUGGUUGGAAAUUACAAUGGUGAUGUCACUGAUGAUGUCAGAUUCCGAAACGGGACUUUGGUGCCUCUUUCUGAAUUUUCCUUUCGGAUACUACACCAAGUGGGGCUGUCAUGGCAACUGGAUGCUUCAGAGUCUCUCUUCACUUACCCUGAGGGCUUAACUGCCGCAGACUUUGCUGUCCUUGACCACGAUCCACCAUACCUGGAUGAAGUGGUAGCCAGUGCAUCAGCAGAAGUGCUUCAGGCAUGUGGAAAUAAUGUCGAGUGUAUUUUUGACUCUAUGGAAACAGGGGACAUCAAUAUCGGCCUUGAAACCAUGGCUAUGAUUUCAAUAAUUGACGAAGAUGAGAGACUUGCAUCCAACUUCCCUCCCAUGAUCAACGGCCCUGACACUCUCUAUGUGACACUGGGGGAACAGGCUGAACUGGUGUUCAAUGUGACUGACGACAAGGGCAUUAUCAACGUUACACUAGUGGAUGGACUGCCAGCUGGGGCCACUCUACUGCCUGCCCCCAUUGACAACUUUACGGUGGAGUAUACAUUAAAAUUGCAGCUUGAUACGAUUUUCGAUAUUUCUCUUGUGUUUUUGGCCACUGAUGAGCUGGACUCUGGGUCAACUCUAGAAGUGCAGGUUGUGAUCUGUGCUUGUGUGAACAAUGGCAACUGCACACUGGAGGGAGUAGUGGAUCAGAGUGCCAGUACUGUCGUCUCAAACUGUCUAUGCCCUCAAGGUUGGGAGGGUGACUUCUGUGAGGAUGACGUUGAUGGUUGUGCCAACUUUGACUGUUUCAUGAGUGUGAAUUGUGUGGACGUCCCUGCUCCAGGAGUGGGGGCCAUGUGUGGUCCAUGCCCUCAAGGAUAUCGUGGAGACGGGUCAAAGUGUGCCGAUAUCAACGAGUGUAACGGUACCCACGGUUGUGCUCAACUGUGCGUCAAUGAACCAGGAAGCUUCGAGUGUGCCUGUUACCCUGGUUACGAGCUCGUCAGCCAAGCAGAAUGUAGAGACAUAAACGAGUGCUCUUUGCUCAAUGGUGGUUGUCAUCACUUCUGUAACAACACGAUCGGAGGAUUUGAUUGCAGCUGUGAGGAAGGUUAUACCAUCAGCAUUGACAACGAAACCUGCCAAGUUGACCCAAUAUCGAUGUGUGAUGCUAUGAGCAGCUGUGCCCAGUCCUGUGUGAGUUUAUCUGGUGUGGAAACCUGCAACUGUCUCCCUGGUUUCGAACUGGCGUCCAAUCAGAUUGACUGCACAAACAUCAAUGAGUGUCUGGAGGAUCCGUGUGAGCAGAUCUGCGUUGACUUGGCGGGAGGUUAUGAAUGCUCGUGUCGGGAGGGAUACGAACUGUUGCCUGGGGGAAGAUGUACCGAUAUCAACGAGUGUUUGGUGGCAGCUAUGGACAUAUCUACCCCUGACCUUUGUGGACCUUUGAUGUUUUGUGUGAAUGGUGAUGGUAACUACAGCUGUGAGUGCCUGGCCGGUACACUACUAAUGGACGGAGUGUGUGAAGCUGUGAUGUGUCUAGACCUGAUCGACCCAGCCAACGGUACUAUCUCCUUCUCUCAAGGUGUAAUGGUGGGCUCCGUGGCAACAUACACCUGUAAUGACCCCUAUAUACUGAGCGAGAACAGUAACCCGAUUUGUGAGCCGAGUGCAGUCGGUGCAAUGUGGUCCGGAAGCCAACCAACAUGCAAUUUUCCCGACUUCAAUAGCGUUACGAUAUCCUUUGAACGCUCUGACUACACAGUCAUAGAGAAUGGUAGUGUCGAAGUAUGCAUUGCUGUUGACAGUGGAUUUGUCGGCAGUCCUUUCAACAUUUGGUAUCACGAGAAUCUUUUUGGUAUUACUAUUUGGUUCCACAUUACUCUCCCGUAUGGAUUGGUGACUGGAGACACAGAAUGCAGCGAUCUGUCCGUUACCAAUGACGACCUUCUCGGCAAUAACAUGACCAUCACAGUACCUCUUGAGAUUCCAGAAAAUGUGACAGGUGUUACUGCUGAGAGUAACACCACUUUCUCGCUACUCUUCAUCGAUAACGACGGCCCCGAUGUGGACGAGUGUGCUAUGGGAAUUGAUAACUGUGACUCUAACGCUGAGUGCAUGAAUACAGAGGGCAGCUUCAACUGUACCUGUAACCCUGGAUACACAGGAGACGGAUUACUUUGUAAUGAUAUCGACGAGUGUGCUACCAACACAAACAGCUGCAAUGCGAAUACUGUGUGUACCAACGGUGAAGGUAGUUUUGAGUGUAUGUGUGAUACUGGCUUCAGUGGAGAUGGCGUAUCCUGCGCAAAUAUCGACGAGUGUGCUUCACUACACAACUGUCAUGACAACGCUUUGUGUACGGACACUAUGGGAAGUUUUAAUUGUGUUUGUGAUGAUGGUUACCGUGGUGAUGGAGUGGCCUGUAUAGAUAUUGAUGAAUGUGACGAUAAUAUGGAUAAUUGUACUGAGGACAAUGCCGAGUGUACUAACACAAUAGGCAGCUUUACUUGUGCGUGUGACCCUGGUUACUCUGGUGAUGGAACUGUGUGCACGGAUAUCGACGAGUGUGCUACGAACAUGGACAACUGCGGUGACAAUACUGUGUGUAUAAACGUUGAGGGUAGUUUUAAUUGCAUGUGCGAUACUGGCUUCGUUGGAGAUGGUGUAUUCUGUGCAAAUAUCAAUGAGUGUGCUAUCGAUAUGGACAACUGCAAUAACAAUGCUUUGUGUACGGACACUAUGGGAAGUUUUACUUGUGUUUGUACUGAUGGUUUCCGUGGUAAUGGAGUGGCAUGUACAGAUAUUGAUGAAUGUGACGAAAAUCUGGAUAAUUGUGCUGAGGACAAUGCCGAGUGUACUAACACAAUAGGCAGCUUUACUUGUACGUGUGACCCUGGUUACUCUGGUGAUGGAACUGUGUGCAUGGAAAUCGAUGAGUGUGCUACCAACACGGACAACUGCGAUGACAAUGCUCUGUGUACAGACGUUGUUGGUAGUUUUGAGUGUGUGUGCAAUACUGGCUUCAGUGGAGAUGGUGUGUCCUGUGCAAAUAUCGACGAGUGUGGUAUCAAUAUGGGCAACUGUGAUGAUAAUGCUCUUUGUACUGACACUAUGGGAAGUUUUACUUGUGUUUGUGCCGAUGGUUUCCUUGGUGAUGGAGUGACCUGUACAGAUAUUGACGAAUGUACUGGAAAUAUGGAUAAUUGUGCUGAGGACAAUGCCGAGUGUACUAACACAAUAGGCAGCUUUACUUGUGCGUGUGACCCUGGUUACUCUGGUGAUGGAACUGUGUGCAUGGAUAUCGACGAGUGUGCUACCAACACGGACAACUGCAAUGACAAUGCUCUGUGUACAGACGUUGAGGGUAGUUUUGAGUGUAUGUGCAAUACUGGCUUCAAUGGAGAUGGCGUGUCCUGUGCAAAUAUCGACGAGUGUGCUCUCAGCAUACUACACAACUGUCAUGACAACGCUUUGUGUACGGACACUAUGGGAAGCUUUAUUUGUGUUUGUGUUGAUGGUUUCCGUGGUGAUGGAGUGGCCUGUGUAGAUAUUGAAGAAUGUGACGAUAAUCUGGAUAAUUGUGCGGAGGACAAUGCCGAGUGUACUAACACAAUAGGCAGCUUUACUUGUGCGUGUGACCCUGGUUACUCUGGUGAUGGAACUGAGUGCAUGGAUAUUGAUGAAUGUGACGAUAAUCUGGAUAAUUGUGCCGAGGACAAUGCCAAGUGUGCUAACACAAUAGGCAGCUUUACUUGUGCGUGUGACCCUGGUUACUCUGGUGAUGGAACUGUGUGCACCGAUAUCGAUGAGUGUGCUACCAACACGGACAACUGCAAUGAGAAUGCUCUGUGUACAGACGUUGAGGGUAGUUUUGAGUGUGUGUGCAAUACUGGCUUCAGUGGAGAUGGUGUGUCCUGUGCAAAUAUCAAUGAGUGUGCUAUCGAUAUGGACAACUGCAAUGACAACGCUUUGUGUACGGACACUAUGGGAAGUUUUAUUUGUGGUUGUGUUGAUGGUUUCCGUGGUGAUGGAGUGACCUGUACAGAUAUUGAUGAAUGUGACGAAAUUCUGGAUAAUUGUGCCGAGGACAAUGCCGAGUGUACUAACACAAUAGGCAGCUUUACUUGUGCAUGUGACCCUGGUUACUCUGGUGAUGGAACUGUGUGCAUGGAUAUCGAUGAGUGUGCUACCAACACGGACAACUGCAAUGACAAUGCUCUGUGUACAGACGUUGAGGGUAGUUUUGAGUGUGUGUGCAAUACUGGCUUCAGUGGAGAUGGUGUAUCCUGCGCAAAUAUGAACGAGUGUACUCUCAAUAUGGACAACUGCAAUGACAAUGCUUUGUGUACGGACACUAUGGGAAAUUUUACUUGUGUUUGUACUGAUGGUUUCCGUGGUGAUGGAGUGGCUUGUAUAGAUAUUGAUGAAUGUGACGAGAAUCUGGAUAAUUGUGCCGAGGACAAUGCCGAGUGUACUAACACAAUAGGUAGCUUUACUUGUGCGUGUGACCCUGGUUACUCUGGUGAUGGAACUGUGUGCACGGACACAGACGAGUGUGCUGCCGGACUGGACAACUGUCACCCCAAUGCCACCUGUUCUAACUCUGUCGGCAGCUUCAGUUGUGACUGUUAUGAUGACUUCUUUGGAGAUGGCAACAUCUGUAUACCUGGUGUUCAGUUAAGCCUUGCCCCGGACCGAUACAGCGUACUGGAGGGAGAGUCACUCGACGUCACCAUGAAUGUGUACAACCCAAGCGAUGAAAAUAUCACAGUGUCUGGAUGCUUCCACAUCUUGAAAAUCGAGCUUUACGUAUCGUAUUCUUUUGACGUGCACGCUGGAGCCAUGUUUGCCCAAACGGAGACCAUCAUGUUUCCUGGUGACGACAUACUAAACGACAUGGAAAAAAUGAACGUGGAAUUGGUAUUGGAAUCAGACAGUGAUUUGGUGACAAUUGUGGAUGGAUACGGUACCGCCAACGUUAUUGUUGUCGACGAUGAUAUUGUAGAUGUCGGCUUCACUGAAACAGAGGUGUAUGUACUCGAGAGUGAGGGUGUGGUGCAUGUGUGUGUGGAGCUCCUCCAAGGGUCAGGCUGUCAACGCCCCCUCGUGCUACGAGUGAACACAAGGAAACAUUCUGACGCCACCUUUCCUGCCAAUAAAAGUGAUGACUUCAAAACCUUACGGGAGGUUGGCUCCAUCAACAUUAAUGCUGAGGAGGGCCAGACAGAAUGUUUCGACGUGAAUAUCGUGAAUGAUGAUUAUUAUGAGCAAAACGAAACAUUUAAAAUCAUGUUGGACGUCAAGGACGCUAACGUGUUUACACUGGUUGACAUGGUAAUCGUAACCAUCAUUGAUGACGACAUUGCUCCUAUUUUCUGUCCUGAACUCAGCAUUGAAAAUGGUGAAGUCACAGUAAUGGGAGAACAGACACCUGGAACCACCGCCCACUACAGUUGUGACGAGUUCUACAUACUGAAUGGGAAUACGUACCGAACCUGUCAAGAGAAUGGAACCUGGACUGGAGAGGAUCCGGAAUGUGAACGUGGACCCUUCACUGCCUCGUGCCUGUCCUCUAUGGAUAGCAUCACUGGGCCUCUGAUUAUCAACUGUAGUACUGUGGGACCUGCCGUCAUUGUCAACAUAUCAUGUGACUUUGAUAAUAGUGCUCGCGUUGAGGAAUGCACCUCUCUUCUGAGUAUCAACUUCCUUGACUUUGAUGCUGGAAUCCACACACUAGUCAUCACCUUCACUGAUGCGGACGGAAUUGCGGUUCAAUCGAGCUUCUCCUUCAGUGUACCCUUUGUGUGCCCGAGCCUGAGCAUUGGAAACGGUGAUGUGGAUAUCAUGGGUAGAAUGUUCAAAAUUGGAUACCUGGCGGGGGCCAUCGCUAACUACAGUUGUGACAACUUCUUCAUACUGGCUGGGAAUGAGUUCAGGAAUUGCCAGGCGGAUGGAACCUGGGAUGGAAUGGAUCCGGAAUGUGAACGUGGACCUAUCAUGCUGGACUGUACCUCCUCCCAGACCAGCCCUGCAGUGCUACCUGACCUUAGUUGUACGGCAGUGGGUCCGUUCUCUAUCGUCAACACUAUCUGUAACUUCGACGACGGAGCAUAUAAUAUCACGGAGUGUGAUCUUGCGGCACCACUGAAGAGUCCAGUUGUAGGCCAACUGGGUGCAGGUAACCACACCCUCUUGAUCACCGUUUCGGACAGCGAUGGCGAGAUGGCCAAAUUCAUAUUCAAUUUCUUCAUUCCUCCACCACUUGGACUUGCCUGUGUGGAGGUGGAGUUCAACCCGUUCUUGUAUAGAUUAAUGUGCACAGCUGACAACAGUUUAUCGAAACCUCUACUAUGUGAGGCAGCCUCAAGUCUCGGCUCCUUCACAGUCGAUUGUGGCCAGCUGGAUGUAGUCAACACCAUCGAUGCACCGCCUCUCUUGGGUGAUGUUGCGUACACCCUUACGGUAUCAGCUGUCGAUAUCUUUGAGCAGCAAGAAUCCGAUGUGCUGAUGUUCAUUCUCCCAGGCCCACCCACCCUAGAGCUGCAGUUUAAUAAUAACACUCCUGAUGUCGAUGGCAGCGAUAUUAGAGUCUCCUUUGUUUCAAACAAUCCCCUGGAAUCAGCUGUCUGUGCUAUCAAUGGUCCCAAUCCAAUCAGUAGAUCAUGUGAUCUCGCUAUGGAUGGAUUCUCUGGUAGUUUUGUCUUCUCUCCAGUGAACAGAGUUACUGCUCGAUACAUUACCAUCACGGCUAUGUCUGCAAACAGCCAGACAGGAUCACUAAUCAGAGGUGUUCGUUCAGGGGCGAUUGCACAGUGUUCCGCUCAUCUCAUCAACGAAGGGGUGGUUAUCAGCGGCAACAGUGUAACCGUGGAGUUCACGAUCACUGGGCUAGCCAACUUGGCUUCAAGUAUCUGCAUCCUCGGCUCACAAGUGGUGGAUCCUUGUACGAGCCCAGUAACAUUCGAUAAUGUGAUCCAAGCAGAAUUCCAGGGAGGGUUAGUUAUUCGGCCUAAUGACCCUGAUCGUCUCUGCAGCAGGACCAUAAGUCGUUUGGUAACGCUCGUCUAAGAGAAACUGUGAACUGAAGCUAUAGUAUUAUCAUUAUAAUCAUUAUAGAGUUAUAGUCGUAUUGCAGAACACAGCUGUAUGGUAGAAGAACAACUGGUAUAUAGAUGUAGAUCAUUUUUAUUCUCAUCCUUGUAACAUUUUAAAAUUGUGCUUCUUUUAAAGUCAUAAUACAGCAUGUUACAUACUAUAA
Halichondria panicea is the source of this 11934-nucleotide messenger RNA. RefSeq lists its product as uncharacterized. The record is from RefSeq and is a predicted model, not a curated record. Gene Ontology annotation, biological process: cell communication; cell-matrix adhesion. Gene Ontology annotation, cellular component: membrane. Bases 156 to 11744 code for a protein of 3862 amino acids. Gene Ontology annotation, molecular function: calcium ion binding. The transcript has 70 exons. NCBI's taxonomy places the organism in Eukaryota, Metazoa, Porifera, Demospongiae, Suberitida, Halichondriidae.